AUGGUCUGCGGAUCCACCACAGCCGCCGGUGUUGGCCUGGCCACAAUCAUUAUUCCAGCUCUCGUCGUACCCUUCGUCCUUGCCAACUUGGUCGGCUGGACGGCAUUCGGCAUCCACAAGCACCGCAAACACAAGCGUCAACGUGCCCAGGGCGGUGGCUAUGGUUCAGCAGCAGGACCAGGCAACACAUUCGUUUCGAGUACUGGCCCCAAUGGAGAGACUGUUGUCACUGUGGUCCCAGCCGGCGGAGCUGGAGCUGGUGGUUAUGGCGGAUCUGCUGGUGGGCCUGGUGGUGCUGGCUCUACUGGAGUUUCUUACACGACUGGCGGAGUGCCUGUCGAAAGACGCGAAGUUGUUCAGACAGCAGGCGGACCUUCGGGAGAGACAGUGGUCGUCACUCAGCCUCACUAA
Aureobasidium musti is the source of this 411-nucleotide messenger RNA. NCBI's taxonomy places the organism in Eukaryota, Fungi, Ascomycota, Dothideomycetes, Dothideales, Saccotheciaceae. The record is from the annotation of a GenBank genome assembly.